Ambispora gerdemannii is the source of this 277-nucleotide messenger RNA. Lineage: Eukaryota; Fungi; Glomeromycota; Glomeromycetes; Archaeosporales; Ambisporaceae. The record is from the annotation of a GenBank genome assembly.
UGUCUUGGUGUAAACCAGCUUCCAGCUGUCACUAGCUCCUCUAAUAUAUCUGAUUCUACCAUGAAUGUUCUCCAUAUAGAAUCUCAACCUUUAAACAAUGUAUCAAUAGACUCUUCAAGCCAUUGCUUUGCAAUAGAGCCAGCACAACCAAAUAAGCGAACAAAAACAAAGAAAUCCAAGCCUGAUCGAAUAUCUAAUCCACUUGUUAUUUUCAAGGAUUCAACAGAAAAAAUAGAUGCAGAUACAGUUGCCCAAUUUAGACGUGCAGUAGGUGAAG